CUCUCUGUCUCAGUGUCUCUGCAGUGCAGCAGACUCUGCGAUCUGAUACCACCGGCAGCUCCCGGCACUCAUGUUCCUGGCCUUCUCCGGGUGGGGGUGGGGGACCGUCCCCUGCCUUGCCCAUGUUUGGCAAGCCCGACCCUCCCUGCCGCGCACCAGCAGGUUUGCAGGCUGACAGUUCUGUCUCCCCCUCCCCCCGCCACCCGAAAUCAUUUUCUCAAAGUCCGUCAAAUGAAGAGUCUCGGCUGUUUUUGCAAAGCGGGCCUGGCCUUUUCCGACUUAGGGAUAGCAAGGGGAUCCUUAUGCAGCACCACGUGAGAUGAACAAAACUCCACAGCCCUCAGGAGGAACCCCAUCAGCCCCACACCCCUCCCCUUCUCCUGGACUUCCACAGCAAUCAGCGUUUCCUCCUGGCCAGCCGGCACCUGUGGUUUUUAACCCAGCGCAAGCUACCCAAAUGAAUACGCCUUCCCAGCCUCGACAGUUUCCAGCAGGGCCUCGCGCUAUACAUCAGCAGCAUUUCUACCAGAGCAGGGCCCAGCCUCCGACCAGUGCUUCCCGAGUGCAGAGUAACACGUCGGCUCGGCCCGGCCCGCCCACUCAUGUCUAUCCAGCCGCUUCCCAGGUGAUGAUGAUCCCCUCACAGAUCUCCUACCCUGCUUCGCAAGGCGCCUACUACAUCCCCGGACAGGGCCGAUCUACGUACGUCGUUCCGACUCAACAGUACCCUGUUCAGCCGGGCGCCCCCAGUUAUUACCCUGGAGCCAGCCCCACGGAAUUUGGUACCUACGCCGGUGCGUAUUAUCCCGCCCAGGGUGUACAGCAGUUUCCUGCGGCUCAAGUCAUGUUGAACCAGCAGCCGCCAAUCCCACCAAAGCGAGAACGCAAGACGAUCCGGAUACGAGAUCCGAAUCAGGGUGGCAAGGAUAUCACAGAGGAAAUAAUGUCUGGCGCCAGAACUUCCUCCACCCCCACUCCUCCACAGGCCGGAAGCGGUCCAGAGCCCCAGGCCAAUGGAGAAACGCACGUAGCAGUUAUAGUCCGGCCAGACGAUCGUCCCAAGACUGGCCCGGUCAUAAGCAAACCCAUUUCCUCAGAGGCGAGUAAAUCGGCUUCCCCGUCUCCCCCGCCGCCCCUCAUCGCCGAGGCCGAGACGGCGCUUCCGGCUGCCGUGACGCUGGUGCACGCAGAGAUCCCGCAUACAGUGGACACUACAGAGGAGCCGCCGGAGGUCCCCGCAGAUAUCCUCGAGCCCGUCAGUGCCACCACUACAGUGCCAGGGGGCCCCGUGGUGCCCCCGGAGGUCCCUGGCUUUGACGCGGAGCCUCAGGAGGAACCAGCUGCUAGCCCUGUUCCCGAGCUUCCUCCCCAGAUAGCCCCGACAGAGAUGCCAAUGGACGACGAAGAAGAGGCCGUCUCGGCGGAGGUAGGGACUCCCCAACCGGAGGCUCCUCAGCCCGAAGAGGAGCCUCCUGUGACUCUGCCGGACGCUCCCCCGACGCCCCCGCCUUCCCUCGAGGAGGCCUCGGAGGGCCCCACGGAGGCGAACGGCGUGUCGGAAGAGGAGCCGCCAGAGCCCGUGGCCGAGCCCCACCUGUGCCAGCCGGAUCCCGCCACGGAGUCCCCCAUCGCUCAACCCGAGGAGCUGCAGAUGCCCAACGGGCUGGGGACCCCGGGGAAGCAGGAAGGCGAAGAGCCCAAGGAGGAGCAGCCGGAGACGGACGCCAGCCCCAUCUCCGAGCCGGAGGAGAUGAAAGAGGAGGAGGAGGAGCCGGUUGUGGCGGUGGUCCCGCAGGUCACGCCACCCCCCGAGGAGGAGGAGGAGGAGCCCGAGCCGGAGGAGGCAGAGUGCGAGGAGCCGGCCGAGACGCAAGAGGAGAGCGCCCAGCCGGCAGCCGCGCCCCCGGAGACCGCAGAGGCGACUGUGCAGGUAGCGGUGUCCGUGCAAAAGAAGAAGCGGAAGAUGAAGGACCUGAACAAGAAAGACAACCUGGGAGACCUGCUGGAUGCAUUCAAAGAGGCCGACGAAGGCAGCUCUGAGGCCGAGAACAACCCACCCCCCGCGCCAGCCCCGGAGCCCGAGGAGCCCGCCCCAGUCCGCUCCCAGGAGGAGGCAGAAGAGACGUGGGAAGAGAAGGAGGACAAGCUGGACCCCGAGAAGGUCAAGCAGGCAGAUCAGAAGUACCGCUACAAGGAAGAGCAAUGGAAGCCCCUGAAUCCAGAAGAGAAGAAGAGUUACGACCGGGAGUUCCUGCUGGGCUUCCAGUUCAUCUUUGCCAGCAUGCAGAAACCCGAGGGCUUGCCCCAUAUCAGCGACGUGGUGCUAGAGAAGGCAAACAAAAUGCCCCUGCGGCCCCUGGACACCGUGCGCCUCAGCAACAUGAACUGCGGGCCUGACUUCACGCCUUCCUUCGCCAAUCUGGGCCGGCCAGCCCCACCCAACCGUGGUCCGCCGCCGGGUCCAGGGCAACGCCGUUCCCAGCAAAACCUGCGCGUGAAGGAGCCGCGGAAGAUCAUCGCCACGUCCCUGAACGAAGAUGUCAAGCUGAACAAGGCCGAGAAGGCUUGGAAGCCCAGCAGCAAGAGGGCGACGGAGGCAGAGGACCCCGAAAAUAUCAAAACGCAGGAGCUGUUUCGCCGCGUGCGCAGCAUCCUGAACAAGCUGACGCCGCAGAUGUUCCAGCAGCUGAUGAAGCAGGUCACCGAGCUGUCCAUCGAUACGGAGGAGCGCCUCAAGGGCGUCAUCGACCUCAUCUUCGAGAAGGCCAUCUCUGAGCCAAACUUCUCCGUUGCCUAUGCCAACAUGUGCCGUUGCCUUAUGGGGCUGAAAGUCCCCACAACCGACAAACCGACCGUGAUGGUCAACUUCCGCAAGGUACUUCUGAACCGGUGCCAGAAAGAGUUUGAGAAGGACAAGGACGACGACGAGAUUUUCGAGAAGAAGCAGAAGGAGAUGGACGACACAGCUGGGCCAGAAGAGAGAGCUCGCCUGAAGGAGGAGCUGGACGACGCCCGGGACAAGGCCCGGCGGCGUUCUCUGGGCAACAUCAAGUUCAUCGGGGAGCUCUUCAAGCUGAAGAUGCUGACGGAGGCCAUCAUGCACGACUGCGUGGUGAAGCUGCUCAAGAACCACGACGAGGAGUCGCUCGAGUGCUUGUGCCGGCUCCUCACCACCAUUGGCAAGGACCUGGACUUCGAAAAGGCCAAGCCCCGAAUGGAUCAGUACUUCAACCAGAUGGAUAAGAUCAUCAAGGAGAAGAAGACGUCCUCGCGUAUCCGCUUCAUGCUGCAGGAUGUGAUCGACCUCAGACGGAAUAGCUGGGUGCCCAGAAGAGGAGACCAGGGCCCCAAGACCAUCGACCAGAUCCACAAGGAAGCUGAGAUGGAGGAACACCGGGAGCACAUCAAAGUGCAGCAGCUGAUGUCCAAGCAGGACAAGAGGCGGGGGCCGCCAGGCCCGUCCUCCGCAGGUGGGCGAGGGAGCCUCGUCUCGGACGACGGCUGGAACACCGUCCCCAUCAGCAAGGGGAACCGGCCGAUCGACACCACUCGGCUAUCCAAGAUCACAAAGCCCGGUUCCAUCGACUCCAACAACCAGCUCUUUGCGCCCGGCGGGCGGCUGAGCUGGGGGAAAGGCAGCAGCGGCGGAUCGGGCGCCAAGCCUGCCGAACCAACCUCCGAUUCCAACCGACCCGCCACAAGUACCUUGAAUCGCUUCUCCGCCUUACAGCAGCCGGCUCCUCCAGAGAGCCAAGACAUUCGGCGGGUGGUGCAAAGAAGCAGCACCAGCCGCGACCGUUCCGAGAAGGGCGGCGACCGAGGGGACCGCUUGGAACGUGAGCGGCCGGAGAGAGGCGAGCGCCUGGAGCGGUCGGAGAGGCCCGACCGGUCGGACCGGAACCGGGCCCCCGUCACCAAGCGCAGCUUCAGCAAGGAGAUGGACGACAGGAGUCGGGAGCGAGAGCGUGAGCGGCAAGGGGUCCUCGAGAGCAUCCGGAAGGUGUCCAGCAUGACGGAGGAGCGGGACCGGAGCCGGGAGCCCGCAAAACGAGAACCGGUGGCUCCAGAGGUGCCCGCCAAGCCUGCUUUGUCUGAGGAAGAGCUGGAGAAGAAGGCCAAGGCCAUCAUUGAGGAAUACCUCCACAUCAACGACAUGAAGGAGGCCCUCCAGUGCGUGCAGGAGCUGGGCUGCCCCUCCCAGCUGUACAUCUUCGUGCGGAACGGCAUCGAGUCGACGCUGGAGCGGAGCACCAUCGCCCGCGAGCACAUGGGGCUGCUGCUGUACCAGAUGGUGAAGGGGGGCUCCCUCUCCAAGGAGCAAUACUACAAAGGGCUGCUUGAGAUCCUGGAAAUCGGGGAGGACAUGGAGAUCGACAUUCCGCACAUAUGGCUGUACUUGGCGGAAAUCAUCACCCCCAUCCUGAGGGAAGGGGGCAUCCCCAUGGAGGAGCUUUUCAGGGAGACCGCCAAGCCCUUGGUGCCGAUUGGCAAGGCCACUACUCUGUUGCUGGAGAUCUUGGGCCUCCUCUGCAAAGGGAUGAGCCACAAGAAGGCCGGAACACUGUGGAGAGAAGGGGGUCUCAGCUGGAAGGAAUUCCUGCCCGAAGACGAGGAUGUCAAUAAGUUCAUCACCGAGCAGAAAGUGGAGUACACGAUGGGCGAUAGCUCAGACGCGCCCAGCCGCAAGGAGCUGACUUCCGAAGAGCUGUGCAAGCAGCUAGACAAGCUAUUGAAAGAGAACGCGAAUUACCAAAGAAUAUACGACUGGAUUGAGGCAAACUUGAGUGAACAGCAGGUCUCAUCCAACAUGUUUGUCAGGGCCCUGAUGACGUCGGUGUGCCAUUCAGCUGUUGUCUUCGAAAAUCCGUACCGGAUGGACAGCGCGGUGAUCAAAAGCCGAGCCAAGCUGCUGCAGAAAUACGUGAGCGACGAGCACAAAGAGCUGCAGGCCCUCUACGCCUUGCAGGCCCUCGUGGUGAAGCUGGACCAGCCAGCAAAUCUGCUCCGCAUGUUCUUCGACACCUUGUACGACGAGGACGUGAUUAAAGAGGAAGCCUUCUACAAGUGGGAGUCGAGCAAGGACCCGGCCGAGCAGCAAGGGAAGGGGGUCGCGUUGAAAUCGGUCACCGCUUUCUACACUUGGCUGCGGGAAGCCGAGGACGAAUCCGACAACAACAACUGAGCGCCGACACCGGUGGGGGGCGGCGGCGGCCCAGCU
Molecule: messenger RNA, 5218 nt
Organism: Gekko japonicus
Lineage: Eukaryota; Metazoa; Chordata; Lepidosauria; Squamata; Gekkonidae
Gene: EIF4G1
Product: eukaryotic translation initiation factor 4 gamma, 1
Exons: 33
Coding region: 320-5182 (1620 amino acids)
Cellular component (GO): eukaryotic translation initiation factor 4F complex
Molecular function (GO): mRNA binding; protein binding; translation initiation factor activity
Source: RefSeq, a predicted model, not a curated record